AUGACUAUAGGGCCGUCUGCAGCGGGCAAUUCUCCUCCUCCUCCUCCUCCUCCUCCUCCUCCUCCUCCUCCUCCUCCAACCGCCCCGAGCAGCAUGACGGGCCUUGUCCUGGUGUUGGCACUCGCCACAUUGGCGAGUGGCCAGUACCGGCCCAAGUUCCCGAGCCCGUACCUACAAAAGGAGAUAUUCGUGUUGAACCUGGAAGACGGCUUCUUCGGCUGCCAAGUGAACGAGUCCACGGAAGUGCUACAGCUUUUCGAGCUGUCGCAGCUGUGCGAUGGCGUGCCCCAGUGUUUCCAGGGCUCGGACGAACUGGCCAGGGACCUCAAGUGCACAGACAGGAAUCACUGCCAUCCCAAGAUGCCCCGGUGUACGAAUGGCGCCUGCUUGGACAACCUGUGCUACUGUAACGAUGGCUACGGAGGCAAGGGCUGCGAAAUGCCAGACGAGAACGAGUGCAAGUACAGGCCGUGCGACGUGUUCUCCCACUGCACCAACACCAUGGGCAGCUUCUACUGUUCCUGUUUUCCCGGCUACGAGGGAGACGGCUUCGACUGCCACGACAUCAACGAGUGCGAGAUCCCUGCGCUGGCCGCCCUGUGUGUGGAGAACGCCGAGUGCUGCAACCUGCCGGGACACUACGUCUGCAAGUGCCAGCGAGGUUUCACCGGCAACGCCACCGUGGCCUGCAACGACAUCGACGAAUGCCAAGACCCCAACGCGUGCGGCCUGCACGCCCAAUGCAUCAACGUGCCCGGCAGCUACAAGUGCGUCUGCCCCGACGGAUUCACCGGGGACCCCACGAUCGAGUGUCACGACGUCGACGAGUGCCGAAACGACCCGUGCGGGGCCAACUCGGUGUGCCACAACCUGCCGGGCGGCUUCGAGUGCGAGUGCCGGCCGGGAUACAAGCCGCUGCCCGGCCGCGCCCACCACGGCUGCGUGGACGUGGACGAGUGCCUGGACCCGCACUUCCCGUGCGGCGCGCGGGCCACCUGCGUCAACGCGCCCGGCAGCUACUACUGCCAGUGCCCGCCCGGCUUCACCGGAAACCCCAAGAUCGCCUGCCAGGACAUCAACGAGUGCCCGCACGCGUGCGGUGCCAACACCGACUGCACCAACACGGAGGGCAGCUACUUCUGUCGCUGCAAGCUGGGAUACAUCGGCGAGGCACAACUGUCGGCUGGAUGCCACGACCUGGACGAGUGCUCCAGGCCAACCGCUUGCGGCCUGAACGCGGUAUGCCUGAACGACGUGGGCUCGUACCACUGCGCCUGCAAGGAGGGCUACUCUGGGGACCCAAGGAUUCAGUGCCUCGACGUGGACGAGUGUGCCCAGAAUCCCUGCGCCAUCGGAAGCCUGUGCUACAACAGUCCCGGGAGCUACCGAUGCGAGUGCCCCAAGGGUUACACCGGCAACGCCUACCAGUCGUGCGAGAGGGAUAUCGUUGGCGUGGAGUGCACGACGCACCACGACUGCACGGACAACGCCGAGUGCGUCAACAACUUCUGCCAGUGCAAAAAGGGAUACCAGGUGUCGCCCAACCAGAAGGAGUGCAUCGAUCGAAACGAGUGCCUGUCCCGUGGUACUUGCGGUCGCAACGCGGCCUGCGUGAACACCGAGGGUGGAUUCCUGUGUCAGUGCAAGCCCGGAUACGAGAAGAUACACGCAUCGCCGCAGAGCCGCUGCCGAGAUGUCAACGAGUGUGUGACCAACCCGUGCGGCAAGAACGCCAAGUGUGCUAACACGGACGGCAGCUACCGCUGCUACUGCCCCGAACACCUCAUCGGCAACCCCAAGGAGGCGUGCGUCUCGCCCUGCGACAUGGUUGAGUGCGGUCGCCACGCCACCUGCCAGGCCAACGGCAAGGAGGCUGCCUGCGUCUGCGAAGUCGGCUUCACCUUCAACCCAUCCAACAUCCGCGCCGGAUGCAUAGACGUGGACGAGUGCAGCGUCCACCAGGGCCCUUCGGGUCUGUGCGGCCAAGGCGCGCUGUGCAGCAACACCCCGGGCAGCUACCGGUGCUCGUGCCCGCCGGGAUUCACGGGCGACCCGUUCCGCUUCUGCGAGGACGUCAACGAGUGCGACAGACUGCUCGGGCCCAGCGGGCUCUGCGGGCAGGGCGCGCUGUGCGCGAACACCCUGGGAAGCUUCACCUGCUCCUGCCCUCCGGGUUACUCCGGCAACGGACGCGUGCGCUGUCACGAUAUCAACGAGUGCGCCCAGACGUUUGGACCGAACGGCAAGUGCGGAAUAUCGGCUGUCUGCACGAACACGCCCGGGAGCUACCACUGCAGGUGCCCACCAGGAACGUCGGGAGACCCGACUGUCCGUUGUAUUCAAGUUGUCCAGUGCGAUCGAGACGAUGCCUGCCCCAACCACGCCGUCUGCAGGGACCACCAGUGCUACUGUCCGUCACCCAACUUCGGAAAUGAGUGCCGACAUCCCUGCGAAGACAUCUUCUGCGGCGCACACGCGAAAUGCCAGCUCAACCAUGCAGGCGAGCCGAUUUGCGUCUGUGCUCACGGUUUCACCGGUCAAAGCAACAGCCUUCCCGGUUGUGUUGAUGUCGAUGAAUGUGCUGGAACCCAACCUUGUGGCCAGGGCGCCCUCUGUCGCAAUCUGCCUGGAAGUUUCGAGUGUGUGUGCCCGCAUGGAUUCGAAGGUGACCCCUUCAGAGGGUGUUUGGCGAAAGAACAACAAGUCAUCCACGGUUGCUCGACUGCCCGUCCAUGCCCUCCACACGAGGAGUGUAUAUCGGUGGAUGGACGUAGCCAGUGUGUGUGUCGGCGAGGCUUCACGUAUGACACGUCGAUUGCUAGAUGCAGGGAUAUCAACGAAUGCUCGGAGUUCAGAGCCAGCUCCCCUUGUGGCCUGAGCGCCUUCUGCAUGAACCUGGAGGGCAGCUACCUGUGCCAGUGCCCACGCGGUAACGUCGGCGACCCAUACACCUCCUGCUACCCAGAGCAGAUCGAUUGUCAGAAAGACAGUCAGUGUCCUGGAAACACCAUCUGCAUCAAGGACCGUUACCAGAAGGGAGUCUGCGGCUGCAAGCAUCCCUUUGUUCAGGAGGGAGAGUACUGCAUCAUGGUCAGUCGAAACUGCUCGACCACAAACCCUUGCCCCGAGAACCAGGAGUGCAUUUUCACUGGCCCGAGCUACGGCUUCUGUAUCUGCCCGAAGGGAUUCACUUUAGAAGCCACUGGGUUCUGCCGAAAUAUCAACGAAUGCGAAGAGAUCAGCGAGUACUCGCCAUGUGGUGCCAACGCCCAGUGCCGCGAUGCGGUGGGAACGUACCAGUGUCUUUGUGCACCAGGAUAUACUGGAAAUCCUCGACAAGGCUGUUCACCCAUUCGAAUUCGCUGUCGGAACGACCCAGACUGCCCGUCAAACGAAAACUGUGUUCGUGGACAGUGUCAGUGUCUUCCCCCGUACAUACUGGAAGGCGACUCUUGCAAAGAUCCUUGUGCUUGGAUCCAGUGUGGCCAGUAUGCGACAUGUGCCAUCACGCCGGCAGGACCUCAGUGCCAGUGUAACCCUGGUUGCACUGGUAACCCGCAAACUGGCUGCUGGGAUGUGAACGAAUGUACGUCAAACCUUCCAAUUGACCCGAACGGCCCAUGCGGAGUUGGAGCCAUCUGCAUCAACUUCAUCGGUGGAUUCCAGUGCGAGUGUCCACCGGGAACCACAGGCGACCCGUUUGGAGUUGGAUGCCAAGGAUCCGCUGCGUGCAGGUCGGACGACCAGUGUCCUCGCAACGCUGUCUGCGAAGCAAAAGGCGCCACUUGCUAUGAUCCUUGUGUGACAUCCGAGUGCGGUCCAAACGCUUACUGCGAACCGAAGGACCACAAACCAACAUGUUGGUGCCGGCCCGGCUACGAAGGUGAUCCCUACGACCUUGAGAAGGGUUGCCAAUCACCAUGCUCCAAGGUCUGGUGCGGCACGAACGCACACUGCAUCGUCAACUCGAGAAACGAAGGCGUCUGCAAAUGUUUCGAAGGCUUCCGCGGAAACCCCUGGGAGGGAGGAGAAUGCUCACCCGAGUCGCACUGUUCAGAAUCCAGGCCUUGCGCCAAAGGACAGGAAUGUGCUGCUGGCUACUGCAUAGAUCGAUGCAAGAACAUUCAGUGCGGCAUUGGAGCACGCUGUGACGAACAGACUGGUACCUGCGUCUGCCUGCCGUACUUCCUGGGCAACUCGGAGGUCAUGUGCGUUCCACCUGUACUGCCACCUACGUGCAAUCCGGGAUGCGGAGCUGGGGCACACUGUAUGUACGCUGUGCACAACAAGUGCGUCUGCAACCCUGGACUCUACGGAAAUCCAUACACGGGCUGCACUCACGACAAGCCGCGCUGCACUGCCACCACUUGCGGAAGCAAUGCCCACUGCAUUGAAACGGGUGACAAAGUGGAAUGCCGCUGUCCAGCGGGAUUACAGGGAAAUCCAUUCACUCGGUGUGAUGACAUUGAUGAAUGCCUUGGUACUGGCAGCGUCUGUGGCACCGACGCUAGUUGCCUCAACACCUUUGGCAGUUUCAAGUGCAUCUGUCCAGACGGAAUGAUCGGAAAUCCACUGUUCGCCUGCACUCCUCGGGGACCGGAUACGGUGAUACCAGGAGGAGGUGGCGGUGACGUACCUCCACCACCAGUGCUGCCGCCCGUCCCGGUCACGACCUUCACUCCUCCCAUUCCACCCGUUGUCUGCAACACGGAUCACGACUGUGGGCCUCUCAGUGUUUGUGUGCCUGGAAUCGACAACCGCCGACAUUGCAUCCGUCCCUGCGAAGACAGAGUUUGCGGGCCAAACGCAGCUUGUACAGUGGAGAAUAGGGUUGGCGUCUGCCAGUGCAUACAAGGAUUCCAAGGCGACCCUGGUGACUUGGAGACUGGCUGCACACCACCAAGAGCUGGAACCGUCUGUGAAACGGACGAUGCUUGCAAUCCUAAUGCUGCUUGCGUGGUCAGCCAAGACAACACCCGCAAAUGCCAAGAUGUCUGCGUCAACACUCAGUGUGGUCCAAACGCUGUUUGCCACGCCAUUAGCCACAGAGCAAACUGCAUUUGCAAGGAUUCCUACUACGGUGACCCCAACGAUCUUAUUCGUGGCUGCACAACCAAACCACAACACGAGUGCUUGGAAAACAAAGACUGUGGCGAACGUUUUGAGUGCAAACUUGGCACCAAGGGAGUUAAGCAGUGCCGAGAUGUCUGCGAAGACAAGACCUGUGGCAAGAAUGCUGUCUGCUUGGGAGAACAUCACAAAGCCAUCUGUGAAUGUCUGCCAGGCUUCAUUUACGACGGCACAGGCUGCCAGGUGCCCGACGAUUGCGCGGUUGACCAAGACUGCCUUGAGCAUGAGGCCUGUCGCCACCAGGCUGGAGGAAACAAGUGUGUCGACGUCUGCCUGCGACACGCUUGCGGUCCGAAUGCAAGGUGUGUGGGACAGAAGCAUGUCCCAACGUGCUUCUGCCGCGAGUCCUUCUUGGGCAACCCGAACGACCGCAUCAGGGGUUGUCAGCCGCUACUCGACGUCUGCAUCCAGGAUGCUGACUGUGCGGAGAGCGACCGCUGCCUACCCGACUCGAGAGGCAUCAAGAACUGCACCAGAACCUGCAUCAAGACUCGCUGUGGCCCCAAUGCACAUUGCAUUGGCAGGCUUCACAGGCCUGUCUGCGAAUGUCGGGAAGGUUACAAUGGUAAUCCCGGCGAUGUUGCGCAAGGCUGCACACCCAUAGCUCGUGACCGUUGCCACAGCAACCAUGACUGCAAGGGAUAUGAGGUUUGCAAGAUUACUCCAGUGGGAAUCAAGGACUGCAUUGAACUUUGCCUCGACUAUGAAUGUGGACCGAAUGCAAACUGUAUUGCCAUGGACCACCUGGCAGCUUGCGAAUGCCUCCCGGGAUUCGCAGGAAAUCCCCAUGACCUGCGAAGAGGAUGCAUGCGACACUUGUGUGAGCAGGACCACGACUGUUCCGACUCUGCCGUAUGUUUGUUGACUCGAGUUGGCAUCAGGAACUGCACCGAUCCGUGCUGGGACAGACGCUGUGGUCCCAAUGCUGACUGCAUCACAGUGCACCACAAGGCCACUUGUGAAUGCAGGCCUGGGUACGAAGGACUCGCUGAUGACAUUCGAGAGGGCUGCACUCCUACUCCGAAGUGCCGAACGAGCAGUGACUGCAGGGAUGACGAGAUUUGUGCCGUUGACCGCAACGGCAUCAAGAGUUGUCUUCCAGGUUGCACUACCACCUUGUGUGGACAAAACAGUGUCUGCCGGACAGAGAAUCACAUAACUAUCUGCCAGUGCCGCGAGAACUUUGUUGGAGACCCGUACAAUCGUGAGACUGGGUGCUACGUUCAACCUGAACGAUGUUACAGGGACAACGAUUGCCCUUCUAUUGCUGUCUGCAAGAGGGUAUUUGAUGGCAAGAAUGAUUGUUACGAUGCCUGUGAAGGCCAUAGUUGUGCUCAGGGAGCUGUUUGCCAGGCGGUUAAUCACAGGCCAACUUGCGUUUGCAAGCCUGGCCUCGUUGGAGACCCCCUGGCGGAUGGUUGCCACAUUCCGGACGAAUGCCAGAUUGAUGAGGACUGCAGAGAGGAUCUCAUUUGCCGACCUGACACAACAGGCCUGAGAAAAUGUGUUUCUGUGUGUGUCUACGAAAAGUGUGCACCAAAUGCUUACUGUACAGGUGUGCGUCACAAGGCUCAGUGCAUCUGCCCCCCUGGUACACAGGGGGAUCCUUACAAUCCUCACAUAGCUUGCUUGCCAACUCAGCCUGUUGCCGAAGGUUGUACCUCUGACGAUGAAUGCGCCUCUCACGAGGUGUGCAUUCAUGGUGACAAGUGCACCGAUGCUUGUGAAAGAAAACAGUGCGGCCCCAAUGCAGUUUGCCGUGUGCACAACCACCGGCCAUCUUGCCACUGUCUGCAAGACUAUAAGGGUGACCCUGACAACCCAAUAAACGGAUGCCGGCCAAAGGACGAGUGCCAGAUUGACGAAGACUGCAAAAGGCUGACUGAUGUCUGUCGAACUGACAACACAGGCAGCAAGAGGUGCUUUGACGCUUGCCAAUUCAACAAGUGCGGGCCUAACAGCGUCUGCGUUCCAAGGCAGCACUCAUACGAAUGCCAAUGUCGGCACGGCUUUGUUAGGGAUCAAGAGAAUGUGCUUGGCUGUAUUGAGCGAGAGCACGACGAAUGUCGCAACCACACUGGCUGCCCCACUACUUCCGCCUGCAUUCCUAACACCAUUGGUGUGAUGAAGUGCGCUGAAGUUUGCAUCAGUUUCAGCUGCACACCCGAUGCAGACUGCAUUGCAUUCAACCACAGGGGCCGUUGCACGUGCCGAGAAGGCUAUACCGGAGAUCCCAACAGCAGGGGAGGGUGCCAGAAGAUUCCAGAACCAGAGUGCAUUAACCACGCUGACUGCCCCCACCCCAAUGAGGUUUGCCAGUUUGAUGAAGCCUAUGGCGAGCGCAGAUGUCAAGAUGGCUGCAAGUUCCUAAAGUGUGCCCCUCGUGCGGUGUGCGUCGUCGACAACCACCUACCCAAAUGCACAUGUCCAAACGGACUCUACAUUGGCGACCCUUACGACCAGCGUGAAGGGUGCAAACAGGUGGAGUGCCUCAAAGACGAAGAUUGCCACAUCACCAAAGCCUGUUUUCCAAACUUUUACUGCGAAGACCCUUGCGUAGAUGGCUGUGGAGUCAACGCCGGCUGUGUGGCUCAGAACCACCAGCGUAUUUGUCACUGUCGUCCUGGCUACACUGGCGAUGCCUUGGUUCGAUGUGAGGAGAUUCACUAUUGUGAUUCCAACCCGUGCCACUCUUCGGCAAAGUGCAUCGAUGUGCCUAGCGGCUAUGAGUGCGUCUGUACAAACGGCUUCAUAGGGGAUCCAUACCGCCAGGGCUGUCGCCAUCCCAACUCUUGUCCGCACGGGAACGGGGAUUGCCCUAGUCACCUUGCCUGUUACCCCGACCGUCUUGGUCAACCAAUGUGCCAAAACCCCUGCGACCAUUUCAAGUGCGGCUUGAACACCGCAUGCCGGGCCGAAGGCCACGCUGCCACUUGUGAAUGCCAGGUGCACUUCAGGGGAGAUCCAGCUGUGGGAUGCAGCCGUGAGUCUGUUGUCUGCCUGAGUGACCACGACUGUGCGUCUGGCUAUGCUUGUGUCGACGAGCAGUGCCGCCUUGUCUGCACCCGAGAAAGCGACUGUGCUGCCGGCGAGAAGUGCAUCAACAGCCGGUGCGUCCAGCCUUGCUUCUCCCACACGGAUUGUCCUCCAAAAGAAGCAUGCCUCAGCGCUGGUUACUGCCAAGUUGGUUGCAGAAAGAACAGCGACUGCCAGCACGAUGAAACCUGUUCACAGAACCGCUGCCAGAAUCCGUGCGAGAUCAAGGGCUUGUGUGGCCCCAAUGCAAUUUGCAAGGUCAUCAACCACGAAGCCAACUGCAAUUGUCCUGAUGGCCUUACAGGAAAUCCAACCCCUAUCAUAGGCUGCAAAAGGCCGGUGGUUACAUGCACAGGAUCUUGUCCCAAGGGCUUGUCAUGCAUAGAGAACAGGUGCCGAGCCGUCUGUAGUGGUUGCAUCAUUGGAGAAGCCUGCGUCAACGACUUCUGCAUGUCGGCAUGCUCUGGUGACAGUGACUGCCCGGCUGGAGAGCUCUGCAUCCACGGCUACUGCCAAGUAGGCUGCCGAUCAGACAGUGACUGCCAGGUGUACCAGCUCUGCUCGCUUAACCACUGCUCCUGCAAACCGGGUUUCCACACAGUGGAACAUGGCUGCGAAGAUAUUGACGAAUGCCUGAACAACCCGUGCCAUUCCACCGGCAUCUGUGAGAACACCAUAGGCAGUUUCGUGUGCCGUUGCCCCGAAGGAUUCAUCGGAGAUGGCUUCUCCGGGUGCACGAAUCCUGGCGAAUGCCCUAGAGGCGAUUCGGAUUGCCCGCUGAAUGCUGCCUGCGACCAGAAUGGCGUGACCAAGUGCAUAAAUCCUUGUGAAGAAGAGCCUUGUGGACCAAAUGCAGCCUGCACUGUGGUGAAUCACAAGAGACAGUGUGCUUGUCCUCGAAGUGCCCUGUACACCGGUGAUCCUUAUGACAAGAACAGAGGCUGUGUUCAAGUGGACUGCCUUCAUGACACGGACUGCCCAGUCAACCAAGAAUGUGUUCAUUUUGUUUGUGAAAGCCCUUGUGACAGGGUACAGUGUGGACCUCACGGUACCUGUACUGUUAAGGACCGCCAGGCCUUCUGUGAAUGCAAGUUGGGCUACGAGAACAACGGAAGACUCAACUGUGUUGAUACGGAUGAAUGCAAACAGCACCCGUGCCACUACACCGCCAUAUGUGAGAACAAUCCGGGAAGCUACAUCUGUCGAUGCCCUAGCAAUUUGAUUGGCGAUGCCUACGGAAAGCAGGGAAGCGUUGGAUGUCAUGAUCCAAACAUCUGUUAUAAUGGAAAUGCUGAUUGCCCUCCAACAUCAGCUUGUAUUGACAUCAAUGGAACACCAUACUGCAGAGACCUGUGUGAAGACCCAACGACAUGCGGCAUCAAUGCCAACUGUAGCACUGUUAACCACAGAGCUGUUUGCUCUUGUCGUCCUGGAUAUACAGGCAACGCAAAGCACCGCUGUGAGCUGGUUGAAUGCACGAGGGACGAAGAGUGCCGCAGCACCGACAUCUGCAUCCGGAACAAAUGCGUUGAUUCGUGCCAGAGCAACGCCAAGUGUGGCGUGAACACCAUCUGUGUCUCUCAGGACCACCAGGCAAUCUGUCGAUGCCGGGACGGUUUCCGCGGCAACCCCAGCACGGGAUGCAUAAAAAACAUUCCCUGCUCAAACGACAAUGGAUGCCCGAUUGGAGAAUUUUGUUACAAGGGGCUCUGCAGAGUCUAUUGCCAGUCGGACAGAGAGUGCGGCAGCAACGAAAUCUGCGAAGAUGGUAGAUGCAGAGAAAUUUGCCGGUCCAACAGCGACUGUCCUGACCAGUUCCGAUGUGUCACUGGCAACUGCGAGCCAGUUGACAGAUGCUUUACCAACACCGAAUGCACUGAAAACCAAGUUUGUAGGUCAAGUGAAAGAGGCUAUGACACUUGUGGAGAUCCUUGUGAGAACAUUCUUUGUGGCCGAAAUGCCAUCUGCAUCUCCAACAAGCACAGUGCCGUCUGCCAGUGUCUAGAUGGAUACGUUGGCGAUCCUCUCGAUCAAAGACAGGGCUGCAUCAAAGCCGACUGCUUCAAACAUGAGGACUGUCCGACGAGCAGGAUCUGUACUGAGCACAAGUGUGUCGAUCCCUGCAUAAUGAGGCGUGGCUGUGGAGCCAAUGCGGUCUGCGAAGCGAGAAACCAUGCUGCCAUCUGCCGCUGCCGAGAGGGCUACGAAGGCGACCCCGUGACCGGCUGCCAGCUGAUUGACUACUGUCUGAAGCAAAAUCCUUGCCACCCUACGGCAAUUUGUAAGAACAAGUUUGGUGGAGCCACGUGUGAGUGUCCACCGGAAAGGCACAUCGGAAACCCCAACAAAGCCCCAGGAUGCCGGCAUCCGAAUGAGUGUCCCAAUGGAGACUCAGACUGCCCGCCAACUGCGGCUUGUCUCUCGGAUGGUGGCGGACCGCCAAUGUGCAAAAGUCCCUGCGGCCUCCCCAACACCUGUGGUCCCGACGCCAUCUGUCGGGUGGAGAACCACAGGCCCAACUGCUUCUGUCCACACGGUUUCACUGGGCAGCCCUACAACAAUCUACAGGGAUGUGUUCGAAUUCCUCCAUUCUGUGAUGAUGACAGAGCUUGCCCAGCACCCAUGGUCUGCGAGAAACGCCGAUGUAGACCUCCCUGCUCAAAGAGGGACGAAUGUGCAGCCCGUGAGCUUUGCGUGGAUGGCCACUGCAUCCAAGGCUGUUUGCAAGACAAGGACUGCCUUGACAAAGAAAUCUGUUUGGACCGAAAUUGCAUUGUUGGUUGCCGGAAAGAUGAAGACUGCCGCUACAAUGAAGCCUGCGUUCUGAACAGCUGCAAGAACCCUUGUGACAGUCCAACAGCCUGCGGUACCAAUGCUGAGUGCCAAGUGAUCAACCACAGGACAGAAUGCCACUGCCCAAACAGAUUCACUGGAAACCCGCACAUCUCAUGCCAGCGAGUGUCAUCGUCAUGUCGAACUACGAGCGACUGUGGUGGAUACAACUACGCCUGCGUUGAAACAAGGUGUAGAGUGGAGUGCUCUUCCGAUGGUGACUGUGCGUAUGGAGAGCGCUGCUUCAACGAGAACUGCUAUGCCCUCUGCCGAUCAGACAGUGAGUGCCAGGAGGGAGAGGUGUGCAUUUCCAACAGAUGUCAAAUUGGAUGUCGCACUAAUGAACAGUGCUUGGACCAUCUCGCCUGCGUCAGCAACCAGUGCAGAGACCCGUGUGAAGGAAGCGCGACCUGUGGCCCCAAUGCAGAAUGCAAAGUGGUCAACCAUCGUGUCGUGUGCAGCUGCCCGGCCGAAUUCAUUGGCCGUCCUCAUGCCAAUGUAGCUUGCGUGCGGAAGCCGGUUCAUUGCACACAGAACCAGGAAUGCACUCCCGGACACAUCUGCUACUUGGGCUACUGCAGAGUGUCGUGCAGCAGCAACCAGGACUGUGCCUUGAACGAAAGGUGUGUGGAAAACCGGUGCCACGUUCAGUGCCAUCGCGACCGUGAGUGCUUUGACUGGGAGAUCUGCGAGAACAACUUCUGCAAAGUUGGUUGCCGUGCUGAUACCGAUUGUCCUACCGACCAGUCUUGCAUCAAGAACCAUUGCAUCAAUCCCUGUGAGGCGCCCACAGCCUGCGGAACGAAUGCCUUGUGUUCUGUUCGAACCCACCAGGAGAUAUGUAGCUGCCCGCCUGGCCUUGUGGGAGAUGCACACCUUGAAUGUGUCAGAGAAUCAAAGGAAUGCCAUGCAAAUGAUGAGUGUGGUCUUGGAGGUUACUGUGAAGCCACUAUUUGCAGAGUUGCAUGCAGCAGUGACAAUGAGUGUUUCAACAAUGAACGCUGUGUGGAGGAGAGGUGCAGCUUGAUUUGUACAACUGACACACUGUGUCCACGAAACCACAUUUGCGAAAGAGGAUUGUGCCUUCCCGGGUGCCGAUCUGAUCUCGAUUGUCCAGCUACGGAGACCUGCAUUAAUCGUCAGUGCUUGAACCCGUGUGCAAGCCCCACGGCGUGUGGACCCAACGCCCAGUGCCAGCCGGUCAACCACCGUGCUUACUGCACCUGCCGCUCGGGCUACACUGGCGACCCCCACGUAGAGUGUUCCAAGGUGGAGUGUGUGAUCGACUCUGACUGUGGUGUUGGAAAGAUCUGCCAGAACUACAGGUGCAUUGAGGGCUGCCGGUCAGACGUCAGCUGCCCAGAUGACAUGACGUGCAUCAGCCGCCAGUGUCAGAACCCCUGCCAGUUUGUCGGAGCCUGCGGCUUGAACGCUCAGUGCAAGACGGUCAACCACCGCCUCACGUGCACGUGCCCAACGCAGACUCUGGGUGACCCGUACACCGAGUGCUUGACAGAUCCCGACAUUUGCAGCCGGGAACAUGACUGUGGUCCAGAAAGGGCUUGUGAUAAUGGAAGAUGCAUAACCAAAGUCGAGUGUACCACUGAUGAAGAAUGCGCCCUUGGAAAAGUUUGUGAAUCGCCUCGGUGCUUCGAUGGUUGCCGUGGCGACCACAACUGCCCUGUCAACCAGGGAUGCUAUCAAGGCCAGUGCCAGAAUCCAUGCAGCGUUCGUGGAGCCUGUGGCAUCCAUGCUGACUGUGUUCCUGAGCAUCACCGUCCGCACUGUUUUUGCCCAGCCGGUUUCAACGGAAAUCCGCAGUUUGAAUGCAAGAAGAGUCAAGGCUGCCGGGUGAAUGAAGACUGCUUGCCUGGUCUGAUCUGCCUUCGCGGCCAGUGCUCUCCCUCUGAUUUCUGCGCUUCCGACAAUGACUGCAACAGAGGGGAGAUCUGCGACAAUACGAGAUGCGUUGCUGGUUGCCGAACGCACAGCGACUGCGACUUCUUCUUGGAAUGCCGAGACAAGUUCUGCCAGGAUCCUUGCAGACCGGGUGUCUGUGGCGUAAACGCGCACUGCCAGCCAAUCAGCCACUCGGCCGAGUGCCGGUGCCCGGCAAACUUUGAAGGAGACGCCAAGGUUCAUUGCAGGGAAGUGUCUGUUGAAUGCCACACGGACAAGGACUGUGGACUUGAGAAGAUUUGCAUCAGCAACCGCUGCAUUGUUGGCUGUCGCAUAGACGAACACUGUCCAUACGACAAAGCCUGUGUAGAAGGUGCCUGCCGCAACCCGUGCUACCAGCGGGGAACCUGCGGGAUCAACGCCCUCUGCCGACCGCAAAACCACCGGGCAACGUGCACAUGCCCCAGGGACAAAGUGGGUGACCCCAGAGUCCACUGCACCGUCCAGCCACCAACAACGUCCGUGGUGCGCGUCGAGUGCAGCGUCGACGAGCCCUGUGCAGACGGAUACAUCUGCCGCAACAGCGUCUGCGUCCUUUAUGGCUGCUCCACUGAUUCUGCCUGCAACCCUGGAGAAAUUUGUGAACAGAGGAAAUGCGUUGUUGGAUGCCGCAGUGACUCUGACUGCACCUUUGACAAGGCAUGUGUUAAUACUCAGUGUGUCAACCCUUGUGACAUUCAAAACUCUUGUGGCCGACAAACCGACUGUCGUCCAGUUGUUCAUCGACCACACUGUACCUGCAAGCCUGGAUACGAGGGCAACCCAUACGACUUCUGCAACAAGAUCGAAAUCAGGCCUCCACCGGAAUGCAUACACGACCAUGACUGCUAUGCCGGCAAGAUUUGCGAGGCACACAGCUGCAUUGAGGGAUGCCGCGGCGAUGCCAACUGUCCCUUCGACCGAGCCUGCAUUGGGCGGCAGUGCCACAACCCAUGCACUCCGGGAAUCUGUGGCAAGAACGCCAGGUGCCUCCCGAUCAGCCACAAGCCAAUCUGCGCAUGUCCGUCAGGACUCAGUGGUGACCCCAAUAUCGAGUGCACUGUGUCUCGCCAAGAAUUCUGCUUCCACGACAGGGACUGUCCCGUGGGCCGCAUCUGUGAGAAGGGAGCCUGUGUCGACGCCUGUCGCACCGACGAUGCCUGUGCCUAUGACAAAGCAUGCAUUCGCAACCGCUGUCAGAACCCUUGCAGUUUCACGGGUGUCUGUGGUGCUAACGCCGACUGUCGUGCAGCAAAUCAUCGCCCUAUUUGCUUCUGCCUGCCGGGCCUGACUGGAGAUCCUAAGAUCCACUGUGCUGAAGUGAGGGAAGAAGGUUGCAAACGAGACAGUGACUGCACCUUUGGCCAGAUCUGCGAGGAUGCCUGCUGCAUUGAUGGCUGCCGCACGGACGACCAGUGCUUGCCCAGCCAGUCUUGCCACCACAGCAAGUGUGAGAACCUCUGCCAUAUUCCUGGAACCUGCGGCAUUAAUGCGCUUUGCAUCAUUGCCGCUCAUCGACCAGUCUGUUCCUGUGAGAGGGGCUUCAUGGGUGAUCCCAAAAUUGAGUGCAGGCAAGUUCCAGCGGAGCCUGCAAAGGAAUGCCAUGUGGACACCGACUGUGCCCUGCGCCAUGUGUGUGAGAACCACAAGUGCAUAUAUGGUUGCAGGUCUGACGAGAGGUGUACAACCGACGAAGCAUGCAUUAAUGGCAUCUGUCAGAACCCAUGCGGCGUUUACGGAGCAUGUGGCCGUAAUGCCCUCUGCCGCCCCAUCAACCAUCACGCCGAUUGUUCUUGCCUGCCUGGUCACCGUGGCAACCCCAAUGUGGUCUGCUUCAGAGACGAGCCAAAGCCUGAAUGUACAAGAGACAAUGAAUGCUUGCACGGAUUCAUCUGUGACAACAACCGCUGCAUAGAGGGCUGCCGUCAUGACAAUAACUGUCCGAAUGAGAAAGCCUGCGUCAAUGGACAGUGCCACUAUGUGUGUAGCCUGCCAAAUAUUUGCGGUGUCAACGCGGACUGUCAACCACGCAAUCACCGUGCGCUCUGCUCGUGUCCAUCGGGCUUCCAGGGCGAUCCGCAGAUUGAAUGCAAAGAGAUUCGGGAGCCAGGCCCCUGCUUCCAAGACAAUGACUGUGCUGUCGGGAGCAUUUGCAGCACUGGCAACUGCAUUCCUGGCUGCCGCAACAACGAGAACUGCCCAUUCCUAGAAGUGUGCAUCCGAAAUGUCUGCCAGGACCCUUGCCGGGUUUACGGGGCUUGUGGCAUCAACGCCGUAUGCAAAGCUAUCAACCACGACAGAGUCUGCGCUUGUCUUCCUGAUCACACGGGAGAUCCAAAACACCACUGUGUGAAAGUGCUACCUCCACCUGAAUGCACAAGAGAUGAUGACUGCUACUCCGGACGUAUUUGUGAGCUUUCCCAUUGCAGAGUGGGCUGCCGAGCAGACAACAACUGCCCGCCAGACCUUUCCUGCAUUGACGGACAGUGUCAGAACCCGUGCCAGCGCAGCGCUGUCUGUGGCCGAGACGCUCACUGCUCUGCCGUCAACCACAGAGAGCUUUGCUCCUGCGAGCACGGCUUCACCGGAAACCCUGUUGUGGCUUGUGAAAAAGUUUCUGACGGCUCAUGCAGAAAGGAUGAAGAGUGCGGAUACGGAGAAAUCUGUGUAUCAUACAGAUGCAUAGAUGGCUGCCGUAACCACGACAACUGCCCGUUCGACAAGGCCUGCAUCAACGGACAUUGCCAAGACCCGUGCAGCCUCGGAGGCAUCUGCGGCAUCAACACCCAGUGCCGAGCUCUCUACCACGAAGCUUCGUGUGAAUGCUUGCCAGGUUACACUGGGAACUCUAAGGAACGCUGCAGUUUGAUUCCCCUUCCUGAAUGCAUCGAUGACCAUCACUGUGGAACUGGAUAUGUGUGUGUCAACUCAAAGUGCAAAGACAUCAACGAGUGUCUGCAUGGCCGUGGCCCAUGCGCACACGGUGCAACGUGCACAAACCUGCCUGGCAGCUACAAGUGCAGCUGUCCUAGCAACCUGGUGGGCGACCCCUAUCACGGACGUUGCCGUCAGCGCAUCCAAGGCUGUACACGCGACACUGACUGCAAGGACAACGAAGCAUGCAACACUCUUACAGAGCAGUGUUACGAUGCUUGUCUCAAGCCUGGCGUCUGCGGUCGGGCAGCCGAAUGUCGGGGUGUCAACCACCGACCUGAGUGCUUCUGCCCAAGUGGACUUCGAGGGAACCCCUACGUUGAGUGCACUAUCGCUCGGCCUUGUGCCCACUACCAAGAGUGUCCUGGAAACCUGCAGUGCCUUGGUGAUCGAUGUGGCUGUCCACGACCCUUCUGGCAGAAGAACUACUUCUGCAUCUUGACGAGUGUCAACUGCUCCACAACCAAUCCAUGCCCUGAACACCAAGAGUGUGUGUAUGAAGGCAGCUACACAGGCUUCUGUGUCUGUCCCAAGGGAUUUGCUCUCCUGCCUAAUGGAGUUUGCAGAGACAUUAACGAGUGUGAGCAACAUCCUUUCCCCUGUGCCCACGGCGCCCAGUGCUACAACAAUGUGGGCAGCUACCACUGUACGUGCCCUCCAGGAACUACGGGAGAACCCUUCAAUGCUGGAUGUGAGCCACCCAAGGGAGAAUGCACUCAUGACAAUGACUGCCCCAACAAUAAGGCUUGUGACAUUCACAUGCUGAAAUGUUAUGAUCCCUGCCUGGCACCUGGAGCCUGCGGAGAACACGCACGUUGCCGAGUGGUCAACCACAAACCUACCUGUGAAUGCCCUGCAGGAUACAGUGGAAACCCACGCAACUACUGCUUUAAAUUGGUUGGAUGCCCCCAUGAGUUCCACUGCCCUGGAAACCUGCUUUGCAUGGAUAGUGGCUACUGUGGCUGCCCACCAACUUUCCAAAGGAAAUACGACUUUUGCAUAGCUACCAGCCGGAACUGCUCAACAACAAACCCUUGCCCGAAAAAUGAAGAGUGCGUCUACACUGGCAGGCAGACAGGAUUCUGCGUGUGUCCUCGUGGCUACAGGCUGUUGCCCAACGGUGUGUGCAGAGACAUUGAUGAGUGCACAGAACUGACACCACCACCCUGCUCCAAGACUGCAAGCUGCAUAAACUUGCCGGGAACCUUCGAGUGCCAAUGUCCAGAGCUGACCCACGGAGACCCGUACAGGGGAGACUGCUUGCCCAGGGAGCCACCCAAGCCUAUUUGCACAACGGACGAAGACUGCCCCUUACACGAGGCCUGCGACCUCGGAAAGCAAGACUGCUAUGAUCCAUGUGUCCACGAUCCCUGCGGGUUCGAAGCUGUCUGCCGGGUUGAGAACCACAAGACCGUGUGUGUUUGCCCUCCAGGCUACAGUGGCAACCCACUUGCACGCUGUGUGCGAGUGGAAGUUUGUGGAGUCGACUACAACUGCCCUGGGAACCUCGUCUGUCUCUCAAGCAGCACGUGUGGGUGUCCACCAAACUAUGACCGUGUUGGAGAGUACUGCAUCGUGACAAGCAGGAACUGCACGACCACUAACCCGUGCUCUCAGAACGAAGACUGCAUCUAUGUCGGCCCACAAGAGGGCUUCUGUGUGUGCCCACGAGGUUACGAGCUCCAACCCAAUGGAGUUUGUAGAGACAUCAACGAAUGUGUCACAAUUCACAAUCCAUGUGCAACUGGAGCGAAAUGCGUCAACCUGCCAGGAAGUUACGACUGUGUCUGUCCCCCUGGCACUGUUGGAGACCCAUUCAUUGGCGGAUGCAAACGCAUUGAAGAGGAAUGCCGUACUAAUGACGACUGUCCUUUGGACAAGGAGUGUGACGUCAACACCCAUCAAUGCAUACCGCCUUGCCACGUUUGUGGCCCAAGUGCAUUGUGCACAGUCACAAACCAUGUCGCCAUAUGUGUCUGCCCUCCUGACCUUGUUGGCGAUCCAUUUGACAAGAUCCAUGGCUGCUACAGAGGAGUUCCUCCUCCACCUAGGACAGAGCCUCCCGGUCCAGAUAUUCCUCCUGGUGGCCUCGAUGUGAUGUGCUUAGCCGAUGGGGUUCAAGUGCUGGUUCAGCUGGACAGCUUCAACGGAGUCAUCUACGUGAAGGGUCACAGCCAGGAUGCCCAGUGCCGUCGCCUCGUGACCAGCAGCGAGCGCGAGACUGUCGACUUCAAGGUGCUCUUCAACACCUGUGGCCUGGUGCACAUCAACGGAGAAGCCUCCUUCGUGCUGGUCAUCCAGAAACACCCCAAGCUUGUAACAUACCGCGCCCGGGCGUACCACAUCAAGUGCGUCUACAACACUGGCGAAAAGACUGUGACCCUGGGAUUCAAUGUCAGCAUGAUUACUACAUCUGGCACAAUCGCCAACACGGGUCCGCCACCAACUUGUCAAAUGCAGAUCUGUACUGUGGACGGCAAAGAAGUCAGCAGUGCCGAAAUUGGAGAUGACCUGCUGCUCAAGGUCACAGUGCAGCCACACGAGAUCUAUGGUGGCUUUGCACGUGGGUGCAUUGCUAAGACCAUGGACAACGAAGAAGAGACCCAGUAUGAGGUGACUGAUGCCAAUGGCUGCGCCACCGAUCGGUCGAUCUUCGACAACUGGGAGUAUGAUCCAGAGAACAAGGUGCUGAUGGCACGCUUCAAUGCCUUCAAGUUUCCCAGCAGCAACAAUCUGCGGUUCCAGUGUAACAUUCGAGUCUGCUUUGGAUCGUGUCCACCCGUACACUGUGACGGUGUCGAUGCCUUUGGCCGAAGAAGGCGUCGUCAGGCACCUGGCACAGACCUGCAACUGGGCACUUCUUUCCAAGAAGGGCAGCUUCGAGAGGAAAUCAUGGUACAGUCGAACGCCAUCCUGACCUUUGAGAAGAAAGAGAGCCAGGUGGCACCCACUGCUGAAGCCGGUCCAGAAAUCGAGGAGAUUGACAGUGUCUGCCUGCCCAAGCUGGGUCUCAUCAUCUCCCUGGUGAUCACCACGCUGCUCGCACUGGUCGCCGUGGCGGUGGCCAUUUCCUGCUGGCUCAUGGCAUACCGGCGGCGAGCCAAGGCAGAGGGUCCGCUGCCGCACCCACCAGACUUUCCUAACCCGCUGUACACAACGCCAGAGCCCGUGGCGGAGCCCUCGCCUGACUACUAUCAGUCGUCAGUGCCCCCCAGCUUAAGGUAGGCCCGUCCCGGGGGCUCCCAUCUCUCCUCGAGAAGACCUGCCUGCGAAAGAGAAGCAAGCGAUUCGAGGCCCCCACACCACCCCCUUCCAACCAGGCCAAGUCAUUUUUUCAUAAACCCCAUCCAACAAACACCAGCCCACCCCCAUCUUUAUGUCAUGACUGACCGCAGCGCCAACCUGCUACCCGCAGUACCUCCAGCUACAAGAGCAGCACGUACACGUUUGGCACCGUCGGGCAUUGCUGCUGCUGUGCGUUCACUGCCUGUCACCGCCCUUUCUUCACGGCCCCUCGUCAGCAUCGUCGAGAGCACAAGAGCAUUCCUGCAGCGUAGUAACUCAGUGGCAGCCGGACUGCAGUUUGACGGGGUGUCAUGUGGCAUCUCUUUAAGGCGGGACUUAUCACAGCAGGGCAGAAACCCUUCUCCUCCUCCUAUGAAAAGUGCGUGCCAGGUGUUCACGGAGAAGGCAGGUUUGGCAGCGGAAUCAGUCGUGGUGCAUUACCCUACGGCACAGUGAGGUCGGGAACCGCGCUUCCCUGCACUUUUGUUGAUUCAUGGCAGCUACCCAGAGCAACAGCAACAACCUUGUGUGUGUGCAGGGAUGGACUCUAGAUUUUGUAUGUUGUGUGCUGAUGUUGAUUGUCAGUGGCAGCGGCGACGACACUGGUGUCUUGCCUGCCUAUAAAUGAAACCAUGUGCGGCACCUGCCGGUGUAACUUCCCAAGUAACUCAGUUUCACAGGGUGCGUGUGUGUGCAUGGAAUUUGUGUGUGUGCAUCUUAUGUCUUGCAGAUGCGGUGCAUGCCUGUGGCGGUACAGCGUCGUCUGCAUCGGGUUCACUGAUGUGCCAAACAUCCUUGCUACUACAGUUAUAUUUUUGUCCUUGCGGUCAGAGGGCAUGCAGGCAGCUUUAACGGGCCCUUUGCAUUUACAGAUAGCCAUUAUAAGGUGCUGGACAUCUUGUAGAAACAUUAAUAUGUGUUUUUGGAACUUUGCGUCCACAACUGGUUCAGAAGUCUUUUUGUCUUCUUGACAGCGAUUUGAAGCUUGCUAAGUUGGCCUCAGACUAGCUGAACCGUUUAGUCUCCUGUAGUUUUUUUCUUCUGAAGGUAUGCCUUUCGACUGAACCGAUGCGGCAACAGUCACUCGGAGCUACCACAAGUGACAGACGUUCUGGUCUCUCCUUUCCGUGUCGUCCGAUAGGAUGCGAGCAUGAGUUUGUGAAGCUGAGUUACUCAGGAACCCUGUGUCAUUCUGGUUGGAAGAAAAAUAACGGAGAUGGUGCUUCCUUGUUUCGAGUGUAUUCUGGGGACAGGGUGACACUUUCACGUGUUGCGUGCUUCUCUUGUGGUGCUGGCUUUUCGAAUGUGGCUUGUCUCCCCGCCAUCACUUCAAAAACCAUGCCAACGUAACACCACUUCCUCGUAAGCAGUCACAAGCCCGACAAGCUCCAGGCUUUUAAAUGACCUUUUAAUGCAUUGCACUGUAUGGUCAGUGACUGUGAUUUGCAGCUGAUCUUGGGGCGUUCCAUUUUUAAGUUUCAGCAAGCAGCUAUGUGGCAUGCCUAUGAAGUGUAUAGGUUUUAGGCUUGUCACUCAAGUUUUCAAAGUUGCGCUUCGCAGAUACUGAAAUCUUUGAUAAACCCACAGAAUCAGUGUCUUGUGACUUUCAUUGCAACAUCGACUGCCACGCCAUAGUCGUGCGCUUUGUGAUGUUCUUGACGCACAAGCUCAGAGGGUACUGUUAAUGUGCACUCUGUUGUAAUCUUUUUCCAACGCUUGCUAUUGUAUCAACUGAAACCGAGGAAUCUUGCUUCUUACCACUUCGUCAUUGUGUCACGUCGGCAGGUUAUUCUGCCAGGGGGACCCAAGCCACAUUUGACGCAGCCCGUCGUCUGUUUGUUAUAAUUGCCAUUAUGUGUUUACUCUUUUUUUUUUACCAUGUGUGUGUAGAUCGUACUUGCGUGUUUUAUUUAAAUACUAUUUGAGGAUAUUAACAACAGACAACAACUAGUACUGUUCCUUUGAAAGACCUUGGUCGUGCUUUCUCUAUGUGCAUUUUUUUUUUCUUCCACUUCCGUCUUGAAUCAAACGCGCGCACACAGACACACAAAAACGGUGAAUAAAGCGAAGAAGCAUCAUAGAGUAAAUGCUAUUUUGCUGUGAUAAAGGAUCCUGUGUCUUCUGCCUUUUUUUAUCUCUCUCUUUGUAAUGUUUUGCCUCGUUUCCCAACUUUUCAUUUAAUAAUUCUCGUUCUACACAGACUCCACAACUGCCAGCUUUCACUCACAAUAUUUUUUUUUUCUGUUCUGUUGAAAGCUAUUGUGGUGACUCGGCCACAUUAUAUAUGAACAAAGACACAAAAAAGGACUAGGGACUGGUCCCAUCCUUUGGCAGCUAUUUUUUGUUUGUAUAUUGUGGCAAAGUUACCGGUGACGUUUCACGACUUGUAAGUCAUAGGCACUGAGAGACUAUGAGCACAUCUUUGCACUACUCUUUUUCUAUUAACUGUGGUGCCAAAUUUGAUUUUUUUUUUCUCCCCAAAUUUGAUAGAUUAACUUUCUUUUCUUCUUGAUGUGUAUAAAUAGGUUGCAUGAAGUGCCCAAUUUAUGACAAUUAUAGAUCCUGUUAACAGAAUGUGAACUAUUUAAAAGGGCUGUGUAAAUAUGUGUUCUGUCUCUCAGCAGUAAUCUCAUGUUUUUUUUUUUCCUCUUUUCUGGUGUGUACGAUCACGAUAGCGAUGUCACGUCUAGUUCUUUUUUUUUCUUUUCUUUGAACUCUAACACACUGCCUGAAUGCUUGUGCAUAUCAUCUGCUUACAAAUGGCACAGCAGCCUUGUGUUUUUUUUAAAUAAAGCAGCCUUACAGCAAUGAAACGCCAUUUUUACAUGCCUUAAAACAUUUGCUGUUUUACUUUUUAUCUUCUGUGUAUUUUCACUUCUGCAAUAAAGCACAUAAUUUUUAUUAUGA
This is a messenger RNA of Dermacentor albipictus, 22062 nucleotides long. The record is from RefSeq and is a predicted model, not a curated record. Lineage: Eukaryota; Metazoa; Arthropoda; Arachnida; Ixodida; Ixodidae.